CUUAUCAGAGGCGAACUGAAAAUAUUCCACGGCGUUCAGUUUCGUAUAGUAAGCCAAUUAGUUUUGUGCAUACUCGUCGUUUCACACUCCACGAUGCCGAGAACACCGUUCACUUUCAGAGGACUCGUAGUUCCUGUAUUAACACCCUUUAAUAAUGACAGCAAAAGAACUCUAAACUUGUCACUUAUACCACAGUAUGCCGAAUAUUUAGCUAAAAAAAAAAUCACGGGGGUGCUUGUAAAUGGAACGACCGGGGAAGGUAUGUCUAUGUCCGUAACGGAAAGGAAAUUAAUUGUCGAGGCAUGGGCAAACGCUGUAAAAACAACAAAGCAACACUUGAUGGUUCAAGUAGGCGGUGCUCCUCUUCCGGACGUUCUUGAACUUGCGAAACACGCCGAAAGUAUCAAAGCGGAUUCUUUAUUGUGCUUACCAGAAUUAUACUUUAAACCAACAACGUCAGAUCAGCUGGCCGAAUAUUUAAAAUUAGUCGGCGCGGCAGCUCCAAAUACGCCACUUCUUUAUUAUCACAUCCCAAUGUUCACUAACGUUAAUGUGAAUAUGGGACAAUUUCUUGAAUCUCUCGGCAAAAGAAUUCCAAAUUUCGUUGGAAUAAAAUUCACAAGUCCCAACUUGGAAGAAGGUGCUCUAGCUCUACACGCUGAUAACAAGAAAUAUGUGAUUUUCCUUGGAAAUGAUCAGCUGAUAUGUGCUGCCACUGCCUUAGGGAUGGAUUCGGUUAUAGCAACAAGUAUAAAUAUGUUCCCAGAACUUACGCUUGAAAUUCUUGCAGAAGGAAAAGAAGGAAAUAGCUUGAGAGCAAGAGAAUUGCAGGAUAAAUUGUCGAGGGCUGUCCUCGCUAUAUCGAAACAUGGUAACUGGGUAGAAACUAUGAAAGUAGCAAUGACUUUACUAACAAAUAUCAAUGUUGGACCAACACGUGCACCCCUGAAAAUUCUAUCACGUGAAGUUACAGCAACAAUGGCAAAAGAGUUACAAACGUUAGGAUUCCAAGUAACAAUGUAAUUAAUUGAGGAAACAGAGAGGAAUCGAAAUCUUUUAUUUUCAAAUAAAGUCUUCUAAAAUACUCAAAAAUUUACA
Messenger RNA from Hylaeus volcanicus, 1098 nucleotides. Its product is annotated as N-acetylneuraminate lyase-like. Gene Ontology annotation, biological process: N-acetylneuraminate catabolic process. The record is from RefSeq and is a predicted model, not a curated record. The coding region runs from base 94 to 1023 and encodes 309 amino acids. Lineage: Eukaryota; Metazoa; Arthropoda; Insecta; Hymenoptera; Colletidae. Gene Ontology annotation, molecular function: N-acetylneuraminate lyase activity; 4-hydroxy-tetrahydrodipicolinate synthase activity. The transcript is spliced from 8 exons.